ACUUGGUAGCCCUGGCGAUCAUCUGUUCGCGCACAAAAACAACAUCAGCUCCGCAAUGGGAUACUUGUGUAGCUUUGCACAAGCAAAGAUCGAAUGUGGCGUGUUUUAGUUGGAAAAAGAUGUGGAAGCUGUUAUCAGCAACAUUGACACUACUGCUACUUCUAGCGCUGCUUUCUGGCUUUGCGGCGUCCGAUUGCGGGUGCAAUAAGUUGAGAGAGACGAAAACCAAUACAAAGGAAGAGCAGCUUGAUUCAGAACAGGAUCAGGUAUGCCAGCAAAAUGCACGUAACAAAAACACACACUACCGCGACUAUUAUGCUGAAUUGGAGCCUGAAAUUGAGGGGAUGUCCCUUAUCCCCGGUGGAAGCUACCACAUUGGCACAGAUGAACCCCAUUUCCAGGCAGAUCGUGAAUCGCCGGAGCGUCUUGUUAAAUUGAAAGACUUCUACAUGGACAAAUACGAGGUGUCUAAUGCUAAAUUUGCCGAGUUUGUGGAAGCCACGAAGUACAACACCGAAGCUGAACGCUUUGGCGACAGCUUUCUCUUUAGAACUUUGUUAACGAAGGAGCAGCGGGCGCAGCUUGAAGAUUUUCGCGUUGCCGGUGCCCCCUGGUGGUAUAAGGUCAGUGGUGUGAGUUGGCGAAAUCCAAAUGGUCCCGAUAGCAGCAUAAAAGGUAUUGAACAGCACCCUGUUGUGCACGUGUCCUGGCACGAUGCGGUGGCCUAUUGCACUUGGGCUGGCAAGCGUCUACCAAGUGAGGCAGAAUGGGAGGUGGCCUGCCGCGGAGGUAAACGUGGCAAACUCUAUCCAUGGGGCAACAAAUUGAUGCCGAAGGAACAACAUUGGACCAACAUCUGGCAGGGUGAGUUUCCGGAUAGCAACUCCGCGGCGGAUGGCUAUGAGUUUACUUGUCCUGUGGACACGUUCCGUCAAAACAUCUACGACCUGUACAACAUUGUGGGCAACGUUUGGGAAUGGACUGCGGACCUGUGGCAGGAAGGCGAUACGAGCCCUAACCCGAAUCGUGUAAAGAAAGGUGGCUCUUACCUGUGCCAUCAAUCGUAUUGUUUUCGCUAUCGCUGUGCCGCACGUUCGCAAAACACUGACGACAGUUCGGCAGGCAAUUUGGGCUUUCGCUGCGCAAAAGAUGCAUAGGAUAGACCCAGAGGGGCUUGAAGCAAUUCAAUGUUUUAAUAAUUCUGAAAAGCAUUUUAUUGCUUGCUUUUACACUGGACCCCAAUUCCCUACUUUUUGUGAUUUUAAUAGUUCGUUCGGGAUUCCAAACAAAAAUAGAUUGAAAUUUUAGUCUUUACCAUAAAAUUAAAGCAUUAAGUUUAAGUAGAGAGUAAAUAGUAGCUCGUAUAUUUUUGAGGACAUUGUAACAUAUCAAUAUGUCGAUCUUCAUUUUUAGCAGAUGAAGUUCAUCUAAAAUAAAUACGCCACAUAAUUAUUUUAAA
This is a messenger RNA of Scaptodrosophila lebanonensis, 1459 nucleotides long. Its product is annotated as formylglycine-generating enzyme. The transcript is spliced from 2 exons. The record is from RefSeq and is a predicted model, not a curated record. Gene Ontology annotation, cellular component: endoplasmic reticulum. Bases 120 to 1157 code for a protein of 345 amino acids. Lineage: Eukaryota; Metazoa; Arthropoda; Insecta; Diptera; Drosophilidae.